Molecule: messenger RNA, 903 nt
Organism: Agrilus planipennis (emerald ash borer)
Lineage: Eukaryota; Metazoa; Arthropoda; Insecta; Coleoptera; Buprestidae
Product: acetylcholinesterase-like
Exons: 5
Coding region: 1-903 (300 amino acids)
Source: RefSeq, a predicted model, not a curated record
AUGAUCCGUCAUCGGUCAAUUUUUAAUAUAAAUAUCACGUACCUAUAUACAAAAAAAAAAAAANUAUUUUUUGUAAAGUGUGUUUAUACUAUUGAAACACAAGCAAAGAGACCCACGGUGAGAAUAAAACAAGGAGUGGUUGCUGGGGUAAAAGUAUAUGCUGAAUCAGGCAAGGUGAUUAAUGCAUAUUUAGGUAUACCUUUCGCUGCUCCUCCUGUGGGCCAAUUACGUUUCUCGCCUCCACAAAUUCAUGGCGGAUGGAAUGGGACAUAUCAAGCCUCAGCAUACGGAUCUUCCUGUCCUCAAUUGCCAAUUCGAAAUGAUGUAAACGAAAACGAAAAUUGUUUAUUUCUUAACAUAUGGACACCGGAAGGUGUAUCAGAGGAUUCACCUUUGUCGGUAGUAGUAUUUUUCGAGGGAUCCGAAUUCGCCCAGGGUAACAGAUUUCCGAUAUCGGGACAAGACCUUGCAGUAGAAGGUGUUGUAGUAGUUAAUGCUAACUACAGACUUAAUAUAUUCGGUUUCCUUUGUUUUGAGAAUAAGGAAGCCAGGGGCAAUAUGGGCUUAUUAGACCAAUAUUUAUCGCUCAUAUGGGUGAAAGAGAAUAUUCGAAAAUUCGGGGGUGAUAGUGAAAAAGUUACCCUUUUCGGCUAUUCAGCUGGAGCAGCUAGCGCAACUUUACACAUGAUCUCAAUUAGAACCGCAGGUAGUCAUGAUAUCGGGUUGUUCGGAAAGUCAUUUCGUUUUUUCCCGACAGAGGAUUUAAUGCAUCUUUGCGUAGAAACCUUCAAUGUCAACACUUAUAUGCCGGUGAAGGCCAUAUUAUGGCAUGUUAAUAAUAUCUCCUUAUUAUCAUCAGACAGCGAAGUCCACUAUAAAACUGAGAAACACGCACAAAAGUAA